Molecule: messenger RNA, 2809 nt
Organism: Orycteropus afer afer
Lineage: Eukaryota; Metazoa; Chordata; Mammalia; Tubulidentata; Orycteropodidae
Gene: LARP4
Product: La ribonucleoprotein 4
Biological process (GO): positive regulation of translation
Cellular component (GO): cytosol; cytoplasmic stress granule
Molecular function (GO): mRNA 3'-UTR binding
Source: RefSeq, a predicted model, not a curated record
UUAUUUGUUCAGGUAACAUCUAAAGGAACUGGUUUAAAUCCUAAUGCUAAAGUAUGGCAAGAAAUUCCCUCUGGAAAUACUGAUGCCACUCCAGUAACUCAUGGAACGGAAAGCUCUUGGCAUGAAACAGCAGCCACCUCAGGAUCUUAUCCUGAGGGCAAUUCAGAGCUUUCAGAUGAUAUGUGUAAGGAAUAUGAAGUAAUGUAUUCUUCAUCUUGUGAGACCUCAAGAAGUACUGCAGGCAUUGAAGAAUCAACUGAUGGAAUGAUUUUAGGACCAGAAGAUCUGAAUUACCAAAUAUAUGAUGUUUCUGGAGAAAACAAUUCAGCAAUUCCUACAGAAGACCUAAAAGAAUGUCUGAAGAAACAAUUAGAAUUCUGUUUUUCACGAGAAAAUUUGUCAAAGGAUCUUUACUUGAUAUCUCAAAUGGACAGUGAUCAGUUCAUCCCAAUUUGGACAGUUGCCAAUAUGGAAGAAAUAAAAAAACUGACCACAGACCCUGAUCUAAUUCUUGAAGUGUUAAGAUCUUCCCCCAUGGUUCAAGUUGAUGAGAAGGGUGAGAAAGUGAGGCCAAGUCAUAAACGUUGCAUUGUUAUUCUUAGAGAAAUUCCUGAAACAACACCAAUAGAGGAAGUGAAAGCUUUGUUCAAAAAUGAAAACUGCCCUAAAGUGAUAAGCUGUGAGUUUGCACACAAUAGCAACUGGUAUGUCACUUUUCAGUCAGACACAGAUGCGCAGCAGGCUUUUAGAUAUUUAAGAGAAGAAGUGAAAACAUUUCAGGGCAAGCCAAUCAUGGCAAGGAUAAAAGCCAUCAAUACAUUUUUUGCUAAGAAUGGUUAUCGAUUAAUGGAUUCCAGUGUGUAUAGUCAGCCCAUUCAAACUCAAGCACAGUAUGCCUCACCAGUCUUUAUGCAGCCUGUAUAUAAUCCUCACCAACAAUACUCUGUCUAUAGUUUUGUGCCUCAGUCUUGGUCUCCAAAUCCUACACCUUACUUUGAAACACCACUGGCUCCCUUUCCCAAUGGUAGUUUUCUGAAUAGCUUUAAUACACCGGGAUCUUAUAAAACAAAUGCUGCUGCUAUGAAUAUGGGUCGACCAUUCCAAAAAAAUCGUAUGAAGCCUCAUUUUAGGUCAUCUAGUGGUUCAGAACACUCAGCAGAGGGCUCUGUAUCAUUGGGGGAUGGACCGUUAAAUAGAUCUAAUUCAAGGAACUUUCCACCUGAACGGCAUAACCCAACAGUAACAGGCCAUCAGGAACAAACUUACCUUCCGAAGGAGACUCCCACUUUGCAGAUGGAACAAAAUGGGGACUAUGGUAGGGGCAGGAGAACUCUUUUCAGAGGUAGAAGACGACGAGAAGAUGACAGGAUCCCGAGACCCCAUCCAUCAACACCUGAAGCAAAGGCUCCAACACCAAAGUUUGACCUUUUAGCCUCAAAUUUUCCUCCUUUACCGGGAAGUUCAUCAAGAACAUUGGGUGAACUCUCUUUAGACAGUAGGAUGUCUGAUGUUGUUAAAGGUGUAUACAAAGAAAAGGAUAAUGAAGAGUUGAGAGUUAGGUGCCCAGUGCCUGCAGAGGAUGAGCAGACAGACUACAGUUCUACCCCGCAGCUCAGUAUGAGUGCAAGUCCUCCAUCUGCAGCUGAGCUUCCUGCAGUAAGCACAACUCAACAAGAAAAGGAUAUAAUAGAGGAAUCUACUGUUACAAAAGAACUGCAAACAACCUCAGUGAAGGAGGAUCUCAGCCAGAUGACGACUUUACCAGUUUCUUCCCCAAGUAGUAGUAUAAAGCCUCCAAGGACAAAUACUGCUUCACCAAGUAAUAGUAAUAUAAAUGCAUCUGUAGCUGUGGCCCUACAGGAACCCCGAAAAUUAAGUUAUGCUGAAGUGUGCCAGAAGCCCCCUAAAGAGCCAUCUCCAGUUACUGUGCAGCCACUACGGGAACUUCGCUCCAAUGUAGUGUCUCCUGCCAAAAAUGAAGAGAAUGGAGCGUCUGAAAAGUCUGUCGAGAAACCACAUGAGAAGCCAGAAGCAAGGGCUAGUAAGGAUUAUUCUGGCUUUCGAGGCAAUACCAUUCCCAGGGGAGCAGCUGGAAAAAUCAGGGAACAGAGACGCCAGUUUGGCCAUAGGGCUAUACCUCAGGGAGUGACUCGACGUAAUGGCAAAGAGCAGUAUGUGCCACCCAGAUCACCAAAGUAAAACAAACAUACAAAAGAAAAAAAAAACUAUUUCAAAAACUUCACUCUCUUCCCAUUAAACUUGAGCCGUGGCUGUAUUGAACUGUUUUGGAGGGGAGGGAGUAGCCAGGAAGAGAACAGAGGAAAAGUCCUUAAAUCAUUAUGGAUUUUGGUGUUGUGAGCAGUAGAAUCCCAAAAUUCAUCUCUAAAGUGAUUUUAAAAUGCUGGAUGAUUCCAAUCAGUAUAAAUAUAUAUAUACACAUAUAUAUAUAUAUAUAUACAUAUAUAAAAAUAUAAUUUUUCUAUUUUUGUUUCUGAUUUUAAUUUGCGGAUAUUUUCUGCCUGGAAUCAAUUUUGAGGGUUCAGAUUUAGCUGGGGAAAAAAACAUAUUACACAUCCUUCAGUAUAGGAGAUGAGGGAGUGAGAGAAAAUAUUUUUUGAAGAAGCAUUUCUGUAAAAUUAGAAAUUACUUUUUUUAAUCUAUUUAAAGUUUGGCUAGGAAAAUGCCAUCUUUUGCCUGUAUGGCCUUGUGUUGCAAAGCAGAUCAUUGGCUGGGGUGCCUGUUGUGGGUGUGAAUGUGCAGGAGUGAGUGAAGCCAAAUCUGUUGUCAAGUUAGUAAAUGAUUUGAAAAC